Penicillium taxi is the source of this 1248-nucleotide messenger RNA. RefSeq lists its product as uncharacterized. Lineage: Eukaryota; Fungi; Ascomycota; Eurotiomycetes; Eurotiales; Aspergillaceae. The transcript has 2 exons. The record is from RefSeq and is a predicted model, not a curated record. Bases 1 to 1248 code for a protein of 415 amino acids.
AUGUAUGUUCGCAACAUCCUUUUGGGUGGCGCGGCCACCCUGAGCGUUAGUGCUAUGCUCGUUGUUCCCGAAAUGGAGCCCCAGAUGGAAGUGGACACUAUUGAGGAUGGUUUUGUCAAUGUUAUCCCUUCCACAGCUGGGGAUAAACUCUAUGUCGGCCUUGCCUGCAAUGACUGUCCCUUCAGGGAGGUUGAUGAAGAGUCCGGUGAUGUCAGCUGGACUGAUGGAAAGCCGUCUAACCUGCUCCUUGAUUUCGAAAUCAGCGAGAACCGCCUAAUGGCUAACGACCGCCAAAUAUUCCCUCCUGUUUCCCCCAACCCCAUCUACACUGUCCAGGAGCUCGAGGAUGGCCAAACAUCCGAGUUUAUGCCGGUCGGCUACGCCCUGGAGGUGAUGCCUCUGCACACACCUUUAGAGGCGGAGGGUGCUGAGCUGCUUGAGGUCCGUUUCACUAUUCUCGACCUGGAGAAUCACCCCGUGCCCGUCGACACCGUCGCUAUCACUCUUAUCCAAGAAUCGACUGGCGACCUGCACAUUGCCAAGGCCAACGUUGAGAAGACCGCUCCUCCCGAGGCUCUGUCUUGGAAGCAGUGCCAUGGUUCGCCCAAAUGCCUGCAAGAACUCAUCGUGUCUCGUGUCCGGGGCCUCCUGGCUUCUGCCAAGAACCGCUUCAUGGGUCUAGCCCACAAGGCCGGCCGCAAGGGAUGCCACGGCAAGCCCAAGGGCCUCGAAGGCAUGAUGGAUGGUCCCCAUGAUGGACCUGGCUUCGAGGGAAUGCCCCCGCCGCCUCCAGCCUUCGGUGAUUUCGACGGCCCUGAGGGUGACCACCCUCCUCCUCCUCCUCACCACCACCACCACGACGGCCCCGAGGGUGACCACGAGUUUCACCGCGGUCCCCAUCAUCAUAACAAUACCGAGGGUGACCGCGAGCCUCACCACGGUCCCCACCACGGCCACCACCACGGGGGUCCUAUCUCUCACACCUUCUCCCGUGUUAUCCGCUUCAUUAUUGUGCCUGCUAUCCUGGGUGUCCUGGCUGGUCUGACCGCUUGUGCUGUCGGUAUGCUUGUGGGCCAGGCUGUUGUUUUCAUCUGGCAGAGCUACCGUGGCACUAAGCGCGGAGAGCACAAGGCUGCUUGGGAGAGUGAUUCUUGUGAGAAGCAGGGCUUGAUGACAGAGGUUUCAGAGGAGACUCUUCCUGCGUAUACCGACGAGCCUCAGACUCGCGGAUCCAUGGAUAAGCACUAG